AUGACUGGUGCCCCCACUACAGCUGUGACUGAAGUUACCUUGACCACAGAAACAUAUGUGUGUAACUCCCUUUCUCUCACUUUUACAGAGGAAACCUUGGUGCUGGUAAAUCUCACUCUGGUUCAGUCCUUUUCAUUGUCACUCAAUGACUCCCUGUCUUCAUAUCACAUUGAGACUAGCAAUGCGCUCUACCAGUGGCUUGGAGAGGUGUUUUCUAAAUACUAUGGGAACAAGAGCCUGUCAUCGACUGUGAAGUUCAGAAACAUUGAUGGUUUGGUGGGUGCUACCAUAGAGUUUAAAUAUAAUGCAGAGCAGAAGACACCAGAUGAUGUUCUAACAGCUGCUGUUCUGAGCUCCCAGGGCCCCUUCCUCCACCUGAAGCAUUUCCUGUCAGUCAAUGGUUUUCAGGCCCCGGUGGAUGUUUUCCCCCUGUCCCUGAGGAUCACAAGCUUGCAUUUUGCAGAGGAGCUGGCCGAUCGGGGGUCGCACCUCUUCCAGCUCUACAGCACGUUCAUCCGCACAUCUGUAAUAAAGCUUUAUAAAGACAUAAAAGGAUUUUCUGGUGUCCACGUGACUAAAAUGACUUCAGGUUCUGUGGUGGCUGAACUGGCAGUGAUCUUUGAGAAGACUGGGAUCUCUUCUGCCACGGUGUCUCAGAUUUUGCGGGCUGGUUUGCCUCAGCUUGAAUUCGAAGGCCUUACCGUAGACCCAUCCUCCCUGUCGAAUGAGGCCGGGCCUAUGCCAUCUCCCAGGCCAUUCCCAGAAUACGCUGUGGCCAUCAUUGUCAUGUGUGGCCUUCUCAUCCUUCUUCUCCCUGUAGCUGUGGUGGUCGGGUGUAAAACGGGAAUGUGGAGGAAGUUGAAGAGGUCUCUAUCGUUAUCUAACUCCCAGCAUUACAAUAUUUCUCCAGUUCACAAUGGUGUCUGACAGCAUACUGGGCUCUGUGUCAUGGGUCACAAUUGAGUUACCCUGAGACCACAAAUUUAGGAGUGCAACUCCUCAACACCCAAGGCUUGGAUCAGUCACAACUGGACAUAAAUAUUUAUUUAUUCCUCAUUAAAGGUGCACUGUUCGGAAAACACUGUGAGCAAACUUGGUGUCCAGGACACCGUGAGUCUAUGUUACAAUGGGUGUAUCUUAGAGGGAACUGCCCCAAUGACAAGCCAUUGAGCCCCUGUAGGACCAGUUUCCGGACAGUGUAGGUUUAUGUCUUAUGGCUUAUUACAAUCAUACACAUUCAACCAUUUAUACCUUAUUAUAAAUUAUUAAGCAUUGUCUGAAUUAUAUUUGUAUGCACAUUUCAUGUGUAGAUGAAUGUUCCACAGACUGUAAAUACACUGUGAUGUGAUGCAGUAAAAUGUACUGACCUUUUCCAGUGCUGCUGUAACAGACUCCUAACACUGAUUAUGAUGUCAUAAUGAGAUGGACUCCUGCAUACCCACAGUUAGUUAAUUAUUGCGCACUUGCACAGGCACACGAAUUUGGGCACAUAAUUAAUAUUCCAUUGCAUUUUUGUGAAUGUAUCCUCUAGCUGCUAUUUCUGCACUUUUCCCUGUAUUUAGAAAUAAAAUGCCAUGAUUUUAAAUCC
Molecule: messenger RNA, 1588 nt
Organism: Anguilla anguilla (European eel)
Lineage: Eukaryota; Metazoa; Chordata; Actinopteri; Anguilliformes; Anguillidae
Exons: 10
Coding region: 1-927 (308 amino acids)
Source: RefSeq, a predicted model, not a curated record